Molecule: messenger RNA, 1343 nt
Organism: Vanessa tameamea
Lineage: Eukaryota; Metazoa; Arthropoda; Insecta; Lepidoptera; Nymphalidae
Exons: 4
Coding region: 446-1216 (256 amino acids)
Source: RefSeq, a predicted model, not a curated record
UCGCUACGGCAGUCGCCUACGUGACGUAGCUGAAAGCGCUACGCGUUUAGCUACGUCGUAGCGUUUUAAAAUACGCGUUUUACGGGUUCGUGCAAAACUGACCGAUUAAAAGAAACGUAUGUUAGUGGUUUUAUCAUUGUGAUAAAUAAAUUUCCUUCUGUUGGUUAGACAAAGAGCAAUUAAUAUUUUAUUAUAUUAAGGGGCAAGCCCAAAGGGCGCCUAAAGCCAAGCUGAUUAAAACAAAUUAAGCUGCAAAAUGGUUUAAUUUUCUGAACAAAGAAGUGAUUAAGUAAAUGUUAGCAUUUUAGCGAUUUUGCAAAAUAAUGCGCGUUGAUGUGAAAAUUAUUCACGUUUUAGCCGGCGCCUCUCCCUAUAGAAACUUUUAAGUGUAUUAAAAAAAAGAAGACUAAGGAAUAAGAGUGGAACUAAAACAAGUGUAAUAAAAAUGUGUUCGUUGUUGUGGAUUUUAAGCAUUUUCGCAAUUUUUGUGGCAGACGUACGAACGGGUGCUUUACAGCAGAAAGAUUUAUCGCCUCGUAGAUGCCACCACUGUGCUCACAAAGCACGUUGUGAACUCGACAGUUCGCCUGUCGUGUGUCCAGCUGGGCAGCCAUUAUGCGCCACCGUGGCGAGUGCACCCAACUUUACAUCUACACUUACCUGCGCAACUGCAAGCGAGUCACCUUGUUCAUUAAUUUAUAAUUCGAAAUUGGCACUAGAGAUGACCUGUAUAUGCAACGAUCACCUCUGCAACGCGCCGUAUUCCUCUCAGUUUCGAAAUGAGCUACUCAAUUUUUCAACGCAAAUCCCUGCCAACACUAGCACCGAGCUCACCGAAACGUUUCUAAAAUCCUCUUUUUUUGCGAACGUGACUAAAAUGGAAUUGUAUGAAACGAUAACCAUUGUUAGAGACGCGGAAGAAAAAAAGACAACGCUUUUUUCCGCUCAAUCAACGACGGUUGGUUUAAUAUCAAUUGGUGCUGCUGAAGACGUUCCACCGCGGGCUGAAGCCUUGAAGCACGAAGCAACCGUUCCACCGGAUGAUGAUGAGGAUGAGGUCGAGGGGAGCGGAAAUUUUGAAGAGACUAAGUCUCAAGCGGCAGCUCCCGCCGCUCCUAGUUCUUACUUACCAGCAGAAGAAAAUAAAGUAGCUCCCGUAUUUAUAAACACAUACUUAUUAGCAUUGACAAUAUUUUAUCGACAUGCGAUAUGGUAAAAAUUGACAGUGAAAUAAGUUAUUCUUUGUUUAAAAAAUUUGUACACGAGUCUUUUAAUAUUUUAAUGUCCAUAGCGUUGACUUUAAAUUAGAAUAACUAAGGGAACAAAAUUUCCAAAUAACACCG